This is a messenger RNA of Symbiodinium natans, 843 nucleotides long. The record is from the annotation of a GenBank genome assembly. Lineage: Eukaryota; Dinophyceae; Suessiales; Symbiodiniaceae.
AUGGUGGCUCUUCGUCCUCGCGAAGAACGCGGGCCAAAGAGGAGGGGAGCAGUCACCGAUGCUGUUUUUGAGGAAUCCGUCCCACCUCCACCACUUCCGCCACCCUCAGCGCCGCCGGUCAUUGUCAGUGCCGUGAAGGAGGAGCCGCCGGUCAUUGUCAGUGCCGUGAAGGAGGAGGAUGCAGAGCCUCUUUCCAAAACCAAGAAGAAGCACGCGCAGAAACCUUUCAACAACGACAUGGCCAAACGAAGACGUAUGCAGCAGCGGAAAAAUCUGGUGACGAUGCUCGAAGAAGCCUAUGAGUGGGAGAAGGCUGAAUUCCAGGACUGGGACAGGCUUCUGAAGGAUGGAUACCUCGAGGUGGAGGCCCGGCUGGAAGCAAAGGAGAAGGAGCUCCAGACCCAGCUGGAAGCAAAGGAGAAGGAGCGCCAGACCCAGCUGGAAGCAAAGGAGAAGGAGCUCCAGAGCUUGAAGGCUCAGCUGGCGGAGAGGAGUUCUGACCUUGUCCGUGUGCGGAGCGAGCGCGAUGCCAAGCAGAAGGAGAUCAGCCGCCUGGAUACCCGGCACUCGGAGGCAUUGUUAUUGCUGUCGAAUCAGCACGAUGCGGAGAUGAAGAAGCAGAAGCUCAUGACGCAGAACCAGGUCUCCGUCAUGAACAAAGUUUUGGACGAGCACAAGGCCGAGAUCGCUUCUCUCAAGGCAGCCAGGCAGAAGGAGAAUCGCGAGUUCCAGUCGGUCCGAUUGGAAGCCACUGCUGAUCGUAUGGGCUCUGAAAUCUCUGCCGUCGUCCGCUCCGCCAGUUACAAUCGCGCUGGGCCGGACGGCGAUGUCAGCGGCUCCUGA